Messenger RNA from Folsomia candida, 1253 nucleotides. RefSeq lists its product as uncharacterized. NCBI's taxonomy places the organism in Eukaryota, Metazoa, Arthropoda, Collembola, Entomobryomorpha, Isotomidae. Bases 684 to 1007 code for a protein of 107 amino acids. The record is from RefSeq and is a predicted model, not a curated record. The transcript is spliced from 4 exons.
AUGACUAUUUUAGUGUUUUUAGUAAUGUUAAUAUGAUCUCAAUGUAUAAAACAGACUAAUCAACGUGCAUAUAUCACAUGAAUUUUCACACAAAGUCUCAUGUUAAGUGAUGUUACGUAAAGUGCUUUCGUCCCCGACACCAUUUGACAAAUCAUUUGUAAAUUUCAAACAACAAAACAUAAUUCCUGGGAAUUUUUGGCUUCGAGUAGCAUUCAGAAUUGACAUUACUGGAUGUCUCUGUAUGUGUAUUGUUACAUGUCUAUCGUUCAGUGAACAUUAGCUAGCUCUACACGUAAUCAUGUUCCAUAAGCUAAACGAAACCACGAAUUUUAAUGACCGGAUCAAAUUAUUUUAGCCAAACAUCAGAGUCAGCUACUUGCUACAUAUAUUUUAUUAUUAUACAUGUAUAAGCUUUGUUACAUGGAAAGACACCCAUGUCAUUGAAAAUUAACUAUAAACAUACAAGGUCCAAGUAAACCAAGCGGAGAUCAUGUUACAUAAUGAAGAAUGUGUACGAGUCUGUUCAUGAAUGCGUAAGAACAAGAAAUAAGAUUGGCUUUAUUAUACAAUCGUAAAAUUGCAGGUUUAAUUUUCAACGUGUUACCUCCAUCAAUUAAUAAAAGUGACUCUGCUUAAUAAUUUAUAAGGAAACCAUUUUUUAUUGAAUACAUUUUGAAGCAGCAAUGAACGGGGGGAAUAAAAAGACCGAUAAGCCAAGUGACAAGGGGAAGGAGAAAGAAAAGCCAAAACCAAGGCCAGGAAGUUGGGAGGAAUGGAAGGCCGGUUGGGGAAAAUUCACAAUGUCUAAGAAGGACUACAACGAAUGGCUGACGGGGAAGAAGAAUCAAGAUAAGCUCGACGAGGACGAGGCGAAAAAGUCUGCAGACGAUGAAACAGAUAAACCAGUGGAGAAGCAGUAUUGCCUUACUUGUGGAACCGGGGUACUAAAGAAUAAUGGAUUGCAGUGUCGAAAUCCAUAUUGUGUUGCAAAAACAUUAAACUUUUAACUAUGCUCAAAAGUUGUUUGGCACAACCAUUUCUGUUCGUUGGUUAAUGGAGAAUGAUUUUAACUUUUAUGGAUUAUAUACGUAAUUAAUAGGCAAACAAUGUAAAUGAUUAAGGUGUCUCAGAGUCAUAAUUUUGGGUAAUCAAUUUUCAUUUUAGUGGGAUAACUCAACUAGACUGUCUUCAUUUAUACUAAAAAUACUUAUAGGUAAUGCAAUAAAUGCGUAUUUGUAAUGGAUUAUCCUGAA